GGAGAGCGUUUUAUGACUGAAUGACUGUCUGCUGACAAUAACAAUGUGGCGCAGGUUAUUCGCCACUGUCCCUGCUUUUCGAGCCCAGAAAGCACCCUGCAGGAGUUUUAAAAGCAGCAGGAGAUCUGACAAGGACGUUUUUGAAGAAGUGGAGGAUCAGUUCCGGGCGUUUCGGAAAAAAGCUGUGAAAGCGAUGCCCGGCAGUGACUGGAGCCCAUUUGAGCUGACGCCCGGCCUGCCUCCUGAGAGGGCCGAUGUGGUGAUUAUAGGAGGCGGCGUAGUGGGAUGGUCCAUCGCAUACUGGAUAAAGAGGAAAGAGAGAACGAGGGGCGCUCUGAGAGUGGUGGUGGUGGAGAAAGACCCUACUUAUUCUCAGGCUUCAACUGUGCUGUCAUGUGGUGGAAUCCGACAGCAGUUUUCCCUGAAAGAAAAUAUCCUGCUUUCACUGGAAUCUGCUGAUUUCUUGAGGAACAUUAAUAAGCAUCUGUGGGUGACGAAUGAAGACCCCGUCGAUCUGCAGUUUAAUCAUUCGGGAUAUCUCUUCCUCGCCAGUGAAAAAUCCGCUCAUGUUAUGGAGGAAAACUACAGCACACAGAGAUAUGCUGGUGCGAAGGUGGUCCUCCUGUCACCUUCUCAGCUGAAGGAGCGAUUCCCCUGGAUGAACACAGAGGGCGUCGCUCUGGCUUCUCUUGGACUGGAGAACGAGGGCUGGUUUGACCCCUGGUCUCUGCUGAACGCUUUCAGACGCAAGGCCUUGUCUAUGGGAGUCUAUCAGUGCUUCGGAGAAGUCACAGGUUUCAGAUACAGCACACAGAUCGCAGAAGUUGCAGAGGGAGACUUUGUUGAUUUCAGAAGGAUAAAAUGUGUCAAUGUGCGGAUGCCCAACAGUCUGGAGUAUCAGCCAGUCGAAUGCCCGGUUGUGGUAAACGCAGCGGGUGCAAACUCGGGGAAGAUCGCUGCCAUGCUGGGCAUCGGAUUAGGCCCGGAGGAAUCCGUAUCUGGAAUUCCAUUUCCUGUGGAACCCAGGAAGAGGUUUGCUUAUGUGGUUCAUUGCCCUGAUGGACCGGGUUUGGACACUCCGUUUCUGAUCGAUUAUUCAGGGGUUUACCUGAGGCGAGAGGGACUGGGAGGAAAUUACAUCGCAGGAAUGUCACCAGAGGAGACAGAAGAACCGGAUAUCAGUAACCUGGAUGUGGACCAUGAGUUUUUUCAAGAGAAGGUCUGGCAUCAUCUGGCUCACCGAAUUCCUGCUUUUGAGAAGCUGAAGGUUUCAAGCGCGUGGGCUGGAUUUUACGACUACAACACCUUUGAUCAGAAUGGUAUUUUAGGACUGCACCCUCUAGUGGCCAACAUGUACUUCGCCACAGGCUUCAGCGGUCACGGUUUACAGCAGUCUCCUGCGGUGGGACGUGCCAUCGCUGAGCUCAUUCUGGACAGAGGAUAUAAAACCAUCGACCUCAGUGCUUUUGGCAUCAAACGGAUCAUCAAGAAGAAGCCCAUACUGGAGAGAAACAUUGUGUGAGGAAGACGGUAUGUGCAGGGAAACUCGCUGGAGAAACUGAAGCGAUGUUUCAGAUGGUGAUUCAGUUAAGUAAUGAAACAGAAACUUAGAUUAUUGGGAGAUUAAAGGGUUAGUUCACUCAAAAAUGAAGGUUCUGUUAACAAUUACAACUUGUAUAGCAUAUGUUUUACACAGCGGAUGCUUUUCCGGCUGCAACCUAGUACUGGGAAACAACCAUACACACUCAUACACAACAGUCAAUUUAGUUUAUUCAAUUCACCUAUAGAGCAUGUCUUUGGACUGUGGAGGAAACCAGAGCACCUGGAGGAAACCCACGCCAACUCGGGGAGAACAUGCAAACUCCACACAGAAACGCCAACUGACCCAGUCGGGGAGUCGAACCAGCGACCUUUUUGCUGUGAGGUGAUAGUGCUAACCACUGAGCCACCAUACUUUACUAUAGUAUGGUUUAAAAACACUAUAGUAUUUUUUAAUGUGAGUUUUCUGAACGUCUGACCAUUGCUGUCUAUUGAGGAUGAGAGAGCUCUCUGAUUUCAUCUAAAAUAUCUUCAUUUGUCUUCUGAAGAUGAAUGACGGGAAAUUGAAAAGGCAUGAGGGGUAGUAACUGACAGAAUUGAGAUUUUUGGGUGAACUAACCCUUUAAAGAGGAAAGUGAUAAAUGCUGCUGGAGUUUCAACCAAAUUCACCGUGCAAAAAAAUCAUUGCAAUACCAACAAGAGAUCAGGAGAUUCAGUUGCGUCUUUGAAUUUGCAUAUAUUUGAAUAUGCAUACGACAGAUUCAUCUUUUAGACUGUUUUUAGGUUGCCAUAUUCAUAAAGUUUCAGAAAUGAACACCAAAAACAAUCGUAAACUUUAAAAGUUUGUCUUCAAAUUUAAAUCAGACCUGAUGGACUGAAUUUUAUAAAUGUGUACAUGUUAUUGUUUGUUAAUAUGGAUGUGAAAACGCAUAAAUAUUGUGGAAGAGCACCAACAAA
Danio rerio (zebrafish) is the source of this 2496-nucleotide messenger RNA. RefSeq names its product FAD-dependent oxidoreductase domain containing 1 (gene foxred1). Lineage: Eukaryota; Metazoa; Chordata; Actinopteri; Cypriniformes; Danionidae. The record is from RefSeq and is marked provisional. Gene Ontology annotation, cellular component: mitochondrial inner membrane.